Molecule: messenger RNA, 3402 nt
Organism: Amphibalanus amphitrite
Lineage: Eukaryota; Metazoa; Arthropoda; Thecostraca; Balanomorpha; Balanidae
Product: PAN2-PAN3 deadenylation complex subunit Pan3-like
Exons: 13
Coding region: 380-2239 (619 amino acids)
Biological process (GO): nuclear-transcribed mRNA poly(A) tail shortening; mRNA processing
Cellular component (GO): P-body; PAN complex
Molecular function (GO): poly(A) binding
Source: RefSeq, a predicted model, not a curated record
GAAGUGCGCAACGGUUGUGUACAAAAGCCAAUUUGAAGUUGUUGAGUGACGAUCAUAGAAAAAUUGCGUGAAAAUCGCUAUUACUAUUUGGUAUAGUUAUAAUAUUGGUGGGUGAUCCUUUUAUAUUUUGAUUUGUCUAUUCUUAUGCUGAUAGCUAUAACGGAAGCUUGACUGUAUUAGAUUUCAGUGUUAUUUUAUGCAACUCAAACUGCUCCCACUGCUCUUGUUCUGAAAUCAAAAUGAAAAUGCUUGCUUUGAAUUAAAAUAAGUGAAAUUUGUCACUAACAAUACUUUAAGAUAAUUGCUGCCGGAAUACAAGUUGAAGUGGUCCCUGUGAUUUUUACUUAUAAAUCCUGUGAUCAUCUUUUCCAGACAGAUCAUGGAUCCAGUGUUUGUUCCAAUGUCAAGCUCGGGCCUUCCCGCUGGCUCCAGGCUGUCUACUUAUCUUACAAACCGGCGCGGCGCCGAGACGGCCGACCCGAGCGGCGACCUGGCCAGUCUGAACCUGGAGCCGGCGCUGUCGCGCGCCUCUGGCCCAGCGCCCAGCCUGCCGCACUCCGCCUCCACGCCGUCGUUUGCCUCGUUCAACCCGGCGCGUGCCGCGUUCGGCGUCCGCCGCGACCUGCUGAACGGUUCGCCACCGGACGCUGUCAAGACGGGCGACGACGGCGCGGAGGCGAGCUCACUCUUCCAGGAGCACGUGGGCGGCACGACCUACUACUUCACUGCCGAGGAGGCGGCGGCGCAGAAAUCUGCCGAGCCGCCGACCGUGCCGGCGCCGUUCACCGCCUAUGUGACGCCGCCGCCUCAGGUUGCGCCCGGCCGCGGCGCCGGCUCCGCCAGCCUGCUGGGCGCCGCCAGAGCGCCGGCCGGCUUCUUCGCCAGCGACGAGCUGCGGGAGCAGAUUCUGAAACAGCAGAGUCUGAUGCUGGUGCACCCGAACCCGCAGGCCUACCCCGAGCUGCCGACCGAGGUGGACAGCUACCACGAGCUGUGUCCUCUGGAGCCUCCCGGACCGCUGCAAAAGUCGGCCCUCUUCAACUGCGUCACCUCUGUCUACAAGGCGACCAACGUCAAGACGGGACAGUGCUGCUGCCUCCGGCGGAUACACGGUAUGCGGCUGGCCAACACCAACAGUCUCCAGACGGUGGCCCAGUGGCGCAAACUCAGCCACACCAGUCUGGUGGCGCUGAGGGAGUUCUUCACCACCAAGGCGUUCGGUGACAACUCGGUGGUGAUGGUGUACGACUACUACCCGGGCGCCGAGACGCUGAUGGCGCGCCACUUUAGCCAGCCGCCGCAGCUGAACGGGUUCGCCGACCCGUUCCAGGACCCGAGCAUACCGCGGCCCUACAGCGCCCAGAAGAACGCCGUGCUCAGACAGAAAAACGCACUGAUGCCCGAGGCGCUGAUCUGGGGGUACAUCAUCCAGCUAUCGGGGGUCCUGCGUCAGAUCCACGCGGCCGGACUGGCGUGCCGUGUGCUGGAUCCCACCAAAAUACUGGUGACAGGUCAGGACCGUCUUCACGUGAACGCGUGCGGCGUGCUGGACGUGCUGCUUGCCGACAGCGGCAACACCAACUCGAUGAUGAUGGUGCAGCACUAUCAGCAGGAGGACCUGGUCGGCCUGGGCAAGCUGCUGCUGGCGCUCUCGUGUAACUCGGUGCUGGCCGUGCAACCGGACAACUUCAACACGAGCAUCAGCAUCGUGGAGCGGCACUACUCGGCCGACCUGAAGGCCGUCAUCAUGAAUCUUCUAGUUCCGAACGGCGGCCGCCAGCGGAGUAUCAACGACGUGAUGCCGAUGGUGGGCGCGCGGUUCUACCAGCAGCUGGACGCGUCUCACCGGCUCUGUGACCGGCUCGAGGACGAGCUGGGCCGGGAGGUGCAGAACGGCCGACUGUUCCGACUGCUCGCCAAACUCUCGGCCAUCACAGAGAGACCCGAGCUGAACCUGGACGGCGCCUGGGCCGAAACGGGCGACCGCUACAUGCUGAAGUUAUUCCGCGACUACGUGUUCCACGCCGUGACAGAGGAGGGCCGACCGUUCCUGGACAUGGCGCACGUCGUCCAGUGCCUCAACAAGCUGGACGCCGGCUCCUCGGACAAGGUGUGUCUGAUGUCGCGUGACCUGCAGAAUGUCCUCGUCACCACCUUUUCCGAGCUGAAACAAUGCUUCGAGCGCUCGUUCAGAGAGCUGUUCGAAGCGUCGCUGGCCAAGGACCCGCCGGGAGCGUAGCGGUUUCCCUGUGACGAUCGCACACCCGCGGCGGUGUGAAGAAUCGCCCGGCCCACCGAUGUGAGGUGCUGAACGGGCCGAAACUGUGACCAUCUGCCAGCGCGGGAGCCGCCGUAAUUCGAGCUCCUCGGUGAUCAUUGUCGCUUCGACUCCGGUGUUCGGAGUGAGGGCUGUUUUUUUUUUCGUGCGUAUUGUCUACGACGUGGCGGUGAUCUGCAGUUACUCUGCUGUAUAUUUGCAGCAAUUUGACGAUUUUUGAGGCGGCAGGGGUGCUCACUCACUCGGCCCCAGCUGCUGUGGUGCCGGAGCUUCCGUGCGAGUUUCCCGAGGCGCGGACAUGAGUCUGAGUGGGCGGCUGAGCGCGUGGGGCGGUCGGCCGGCCGGGUGGGUGCCCGGCGCCGACUCAUCCAGCUGCUGUCGGUGCGAUGGUGAAUGCGAUAGAGUGGAGAGCGAGCUGUGGAGUCUCUGUCCACCGUGUACAAACUGCGGCCAGGCCCAUCCACCUGCCGCCGUCUGUCCGUCUGUCCGUCUGUCUGUCUGUCUGUCUCUGUUUGUAAGAGUCGGUCACAGUCGAGUCCCGUACAGCUAUGGACUCUAUCGUGACAUGUGCGUGCUGCGCGUGUUUUAGUCGCUGGCCAAAUGUUUGCUCCGCUGUUUUGUUUUAUCGCGCGCGGAUGCGCGAGUACAAAGUGUGUAUUUGGUUGAUGGAGGGUGGCAGGGGCAUAUGGCCACCGCUGGUGGGCUGCUCAGAGGCGGCUGCCUCAUGGAAUGAUGCGCUCACAGAGUGAUUGAAGAUCGGUAUUGUUUGGUGACGUCGCCCACGACGGUGCUCCGUAUUAGUCGGCCGUGCUGCUUUCGUCUCGCUUUUAAGCCGAGUGUAUAUUGGCCCAUAGCGCCAUGUUGCGUCGAGCUGGUUCAAAAGACCCUGCUGUGAUCCAUAGCCUAGUUAAGUUCUUUUAGAUGCGUUUGUAUGCCCGCCAUACACAUCCCAUUGUCACUAUUUGCGGGCUGACAGAAAUGUCCGUGAUGAAUUAUUCCUAGACGUGUGAUAGGUCGAUGACAAGAAGAAGGAAAAGGAGAGGAGAAAAACAACAAAAUGCCAACUGUAAAAAGGAUUAACACUGCAAAAGUAACCCAAAAACACAAUAAAACGACAAAUGUUA